UCAGCGAGUUUUAUAUCGCACCUUCACGUUACUAUACUCGCUUUUGAACAAGAAUUAGAUAAUAGUUAAUUAGAAACUCUUCUCAUUCGGCUUUAGAAAGGGAUUCACCUUCAGUGGGGAAACGAUUCUUACGAACACACGUUCGCAAAUAAGAAUAUGGUUGGAUAACAAAACCAAACUUUCAGCCCGCGGCUGGCUCGUCUCCGAACUGUAUUCGUGAUAAUUCUAUAAUAUGCCUCUCGAUAUGGUUCACGUAACAUUUUCGGAUGGAUCUCUUAAACCAAUCAGCGAUAUAAAAUCAGAUCGGCUAUAAAAUUUCUAACCAAUUUCAUCCAAACGGAGCAGUAUGACAUGACGGUUGAUUACAUCACGUGACAAAGACAAUGAAAAUGUAUUGUCGCAUCACCGUAUCAAAUACAUUGGGUAUUCCAAUAGGAUUUAUGCAUCUGUAUCUAUUCCAAUACAGUCAGUUGCCUGCGGUGAUGGCGGUGAUAUGUAUAUGUUUUUAAUGUUUUGACUGUUGUAUGUACGAAUGUCAGCCGAAAGAUAGAAUCAAUAAAAACAAUCCUUGUGAAAAAUGUCUACGUUGAAGUAAUUUACUUUUAAGUUGCGAUCAGUGAAAUAUUCUAUCUAUCGGGCGGACAACUAAUAUCAUUAGUCUUCAAUGAAAUGAUACAACACUAAAUAGUAAAGCAGCAAAUAACUUAAGUCCAAGAUGAAUCUGGGAGGCUCGAUUCGAAUUAAUAAAUUUGGCGUUCUCAUAAUCACAAUAUUGUUGGUUUUCUUGGUAUACUACAUAUCGACCGGAAAGUCACGAAACUCCAACUACGCAUUGAACAAAAACCCAAACGAAGUGAACCUGCGGAAGUUAUUGAUCGGAUCCAUACAAGCCGCCCAACGUGGUGGUCUGGAGGUGGUGGAAGUUUCAAAGAGCCCCGAUUUCAAUGUGCAAAGCAAGGGCAAAACCAAAGAAGGGGCAAAUGAUCCGGUGACGGAUGCGGACUUUCGUUCGCAUUGCGUUAUGGCAAGCGGACUGCAUCGGAUUUUCCCGAAGCUGAAAAUAAUCUCCGAGGAGGAUGGCGAGGGUAAAUCCUGUCCAGAUGUGAAGCUGUUCGAUCUGGACCCUACGGUAAUACACGAAAGUUCCAACGUACCGGAUGAGAUCGUGGGGAUCGAAGAUGUUACAGUUUGGAUCGAUCCUCUUGAUGCCACACAGGAGUACACAGAGAACCUGUUCAUGUAUGUUACAACUAUGGUAUGCGUGGCAAUAAAGGGCGUUCCGACGAUUGGAGUAAUUCACAACCCAUUCACGAAGAAAACCGUUUGGGCCUGGGCGGACAAGACAGUGUCGGAACCACUAAACGUCAUAAAGAGGGAUGAGGACGUCAAGCAUCCUGUUGUUAUUGUUUCCCGAUCACAUAGCGGCAACGUAAAUAUCCUGGCCAAGGAUGUGUUUGGUAAAAACUCGCACAUAAUCCCAGCAGGAGGAGCAGGGUAUAAAGUCCUACAGGUACUGCACAACAAUGCAACGGCGUACCUCCACUCGACGGCCAUAAAAAAGUGGGACAUUUGCGCUGGCAAUGCAAUACUCGCUGCGAUCGGAGGGAGGAUGACUACCCAGCAGAAUCAGGACAUUUCCUACAGCGACAAGGACUCGUACGUGAACGAGCAUGGUCUGCUGGCAACGGCCGUCGGGGGCGUACACGAGCUGUACAUCAAGAAGCUUAUCGAACAUCAGAAAACGCUGCACUAGUGGUGAUUCGUCUUGCUCCUCCGAAGCAUCACACGCACGCAUCAAUUAGAGAGAAAGAGAGGUGAACAUUCUGAUUGGAAUGAUUCCUGUGAAAGUCAUUACACUUAACUUGCCAGGUAUUUGUGUUAUGGUUAAUUUGUGAUCACGCCUUCGAGUUCCUCGAGUUUAACUUUAAUUUAGAUCUAGAUAGUAGUUUGAAUGUAUGUAAAUGUAAGAUUGUGAUUGAUAUUCAUCCAGAAUUCGAAUAAAUUCCUCGGUACAUAAUGACAAAUA
Molecule: messenger RNA, 2026 nt
Organism: Armigeres subalbatus
Lineage: Eukaryota; Metazoa; Arthropoda; Insecta; Diptera; Culicidae
Product: putative inositol monophosphatase 3
Exons: 5
Coding region: 716-1753 (345 amino acids)
Biological process (GO): phosphatidylinositol phosphate biosynthetic process
Cellular component (GO): endomembrane system
Molecular function (GO): 3'-nucleotidase activity
Source: RefSeq, a predicted model, not a curated record